This is a messenger RNA of Cicer arietinum (chickpea), 2240 nucleotides long. Its product is annotated as protein NRT1/ PTR FAMILY 2.13-like. Gene Ontology annotation, cellular component: membrane. NCBI's taxonomy places the organism in Eukaryota, Viridiplantae, Streptophyta, Magnoliopsida, Fabales, Fabaceae. The record is from RefSeq and is a predicted model, not a curated record. Gene Ontology annotation, biological process: transmembrane transport. Gene Ontology annotation, molecular function: transmembrane transporter activity.
AACUUCAUUUGGAUGUAUUCUACUAUUCAAAAAUCAAUAAAACAUUUUGAUCAAAACUAUGAUCAAUCCUCAACCAUUCAAUCAUUUGUUUGUUCUAUUAUAAAUUAGUGUCUUUGGUCCUUACCUCAAACCACCAAAAAAGCCUUAUGCAUAAGAUAGGCCUUUUACACUUUUAAGUCAUAGAGGAGAGAGCAAUUUUGAUUAUAGUUUUGAGAAAAAUGUUGAAAACAGAGGAUAACAGAACAAACCUCUCUGGAUUUCCUUCUUCAACAUCACAAAAGGAAACAAACAAUGAAAAACUUAGCAAAAAGAAGCCUGGAGGAUGGAAGGCCAUGCCUUUUAUUUUAGGAAAUGAAUCAUUUGAGAGGUUAGCAGUAUUUGGAUUGCUUGCUAACUUUAUGGUGUAUUUGACAAGAGAAUUUCAUUUGGACCAAGUUAGUGCUUCAAACAUUCUAAACAUAUGGAGUGGUAUUAGUAACUUUGCACCUUUACUUGGUGCCUUCAUUUCUGAUACCUACGCCGGUCGCUUCAAGACUAUAGCUUUUGCUUCAUUUUUCUCCUUAUUGGGCAUGGUAUUGGUAACUUUAACAGCAUGGUUACCACAAUUGCACCCUCCACCUUGUACUCCUCAUCAACAAACAUUGAAUCAAUGUGUUAAAGCUAGCACAUCAAAUGUGGGCUUUUUGUUCACUGGCCUUAUAUUCUUAAGCAUAGGCACAUCCGGUAUAAGGCCAUGUAGCAUACCAUUUGGGGUUGACCAAUUUGAUCCAACUACAAAUGAAGGAAAAAAAGGAAUCAAUAGUUUUUUUAAUUGGUACUAUACAACAUUUACAAUAGUAUUGUUGAUCACACAAACGGUGGUUGUUUAUAUCCAAGAUUCCAUUAGUUGGAAAUUUGGUUUUGCAAUACCAACUUUGUGCAUGUUUUUUUCCAUAAUCUUGUUCUUUAUAGGAACAAAGAUUUAUGUACAUGUGAAGCCGGAAGGAAGCAUUUUUUCUAGUAUUGCACAAGUGUUAGUGGCUUCUUUUAGAAAGAGAAAAGUUAAACUUUCAAAUGAGAAGGAAGUGGUUGAUGGAGUUUUUUAUGAUCCUCCAUUAAAUGGAAAAGCUAUUUUGUCAAAGCUUCCUUCAACCAAUCAAUUCAGGUUCUUGGAUAAAGCAGCUCUAAUAAUGGAGGGUGAAUUAAAUCCAGAUGGAAGCAUAGUAAAUCAAUGGAAUCUUGUGAGCAUCCAACAAGUAGAAGAAGUAAAAUGUUUAGCAAGAACAUUUCCAAUUUGGGCAGCUGGAAUUCUUGGUUUCACAGCAAUGGCACAACAAGGAACAUUUAUUGUGUCACAAGCCUUAAAAAUGGACAGACACUUAGGACCAAAUUUCCAAAUUCCAGCUGGAUCACUAGGAGUCAUAUCAUUAAUUAUCAUUGGUUUGUGGGUCCCAUUCUAUGACAGGGUAUGUGUACCAUCCCUAAGAAAAAUCACAAAACAUGAAGGUGGCAUCACUCUCCUUCAAAGAAUUGGAAUUGGAAUGGUGUUUUCUAUUCUAUCAAUGAUUGUUGCUGGUUUGGUUGAAAAAAUUAGAAGAGAUGUUGCAAAUUCUAAUCCAAAUCCACAAGGGAUUGCACCUAUGUCAGUUAUGUGGCUUUUUCCACAAUUGAUUCUUUUGGGAUUUUGUGAGGCAUUCAAUAUAAUUGGGUUAAUUGAGUUUUUCAAUAGACAAUUUCCUGAUCAUAUGAGAAGUAUUGCUAAUGCUUUGUUCUCUUGUUCUUUUGCUUUGGCUAAUUAUGUUAGCACUAUAUUGGUUACUUCAGUUCAUCAUGUGACUGGAACAGAACAUCAUCCAGAUUGGUUGACAAAUGAUAUUAAUGCUGGAAGAUUGGAUUAUUUUUACUACCUUUUGGCUGGAAUUGGAGUUUUGAACUUGGUUUAUUUUUUGUUUGUUGCUCAAAGAUAUCAUUAUAAGGGAAGUGUUGAUCUUCAAGAGAAAGCUAAGGAUGUGGAGUUAGGUUCAAAAGGAGAAUUAGAUUAUUAUAGUGGGAAGUGUGAAAAUUCUAAGUAAGUUAUGAAUGGACAAAAAGUAGAAACAAAUAGAAAAGAAUAUCCCUGUAUAUUUUUGUUGUAGUUUGACCUAUGUAUAAUGAUAUGCUACUAUUAAUCAGUUUUCUAGCCUUGUACAAAUUUAUAAGAAAUCAAUAAGCUUGGAGGGAAAUAAGUUCUACAGAGUGUCUUACUAUUAUGGAAGGAACAA